This is a messenger RNA of Mercenaria mercenaria, 1319 nucleotides long. RefSeq lists its product as uncharacterized. The transcript is spliced from 3 exons. NCBI's taxonomy places the organism in Eukaryota, Metazoa, Mollusca, Bivalvia, Venerida, Veneridae. The record is from RefSeq and is a predicted model, not a curated record. Bases 78 to 620 code for a protein of 180 amino acids.
UGUUCCAUAUCGCGGUAGAAUUUAUGUAUAAAGAAUAGACAAGUGUUCAAACUAGUUUUGAAUUUUUGAUAUGAAAAAUGUUAAGGAUAGUCACGGUGCUUUUACUUCUUAUGCUGUUUUUAUCGUUCAGAAAGCAUGGAUGUUUAGAAGUUGCAGGUACUAAGAUGACAGAUAUUGCAUGUAAUGAACUCGACUGUAACCCCGAUGACGUGUGCGCAUGUAAAGGAAGUGACAUCACAAUUCCAUGGCAUAUCCCGUACACUGAUGAAAUAUUCACUGCAGACUGGUCGAAAGAAGAUGCGUCAGGUUCAUUGACUACUAUCUUCAGUCAAGACACAAGCGGAACGAUAACUGACUACACCGGUUCUAAGAGCGUACAUAACGGCAAUGGUAGUAUUACGUUAACGCCUGUAGAUGCUAGUGAUACAGGCAUAUACAGAUGUGCUGUAGCGUACAAUCUUAAUACACACAGCUCUGUUACAGGGACUGUAACUGUCUCAGUUUAUGAUGCACCAGCCGGUUUGAGUUACAGUCAAAUGACAUUGGGAUCAGCCACCACGUACAAGUGUACAGCAACUUACAAUGGCAACCCGGCGGCAUUACUUAAUGUAAAGGUAUAGUUACCACAGGACAGUACUCGUUACUUUUUGUGACUAAAUUGCAGACUCGGACAUAGGAUGAAAUAAAUGAAACUUGCGUGAUGAUGCAUAUGUAUUUUUGUCGAGAAAUAAUGAGGUUAUUUAAUGUCUCAUAAAAGUUUUAUAUGCGUUUUAUCAAUCUUAGUAUUAUUCACGGCCUAGGGCAUUGAUGAAUACAUGUCUUACUUAUUACAUGGUAGAUGAACAUUGAACAGAAAGAUCAUUUAGAAAGUACAUGUUGGUACAUUAUUGUUGUAUAAAAUACACAUUAAUUAGAGCGUAAAUUUGUUUCACUCGACAAAAAGGCAACAACAUACGUACAAAACAGGAAGAAUAGCAGCUUUCAAAAUAGUUACAAAACGUCUAGAAAAAGAGCCAUCAGUAUCGGAUCAAUCAGAUUCAAUGGUGAUCAAGAAUUAAAUGUCGAUUUGUCCAUACAUCCAUGCGCGUUUUAUCAUGUGUGUAACUUAUCAUUUUUUUUUUACAUUUCACCAAGUAAUGAUCAAUUAAUAAAUAGUAUAUCAACCACCCCGGUGUUCGACGUGUUGUUCUCCCCUUCCUUGUUUUUGUAUUUGUUGUAAUUUCACCAAAUAGUAUAUAAGAAACUGUAAACCCUGACCCAUAUUCAUACACAUGUGUACGUUGGAACGUACAUUGUUCAUACAUUUGCUUCUUACGACG